This is a messenger RNA of Alosa alosa (allis shad), 715 nucleotides long. RefSeq names its product phospholipase A2 inhibitor gamma subunit B-like. The coding region runs from base 19 to 597 and encodes 192 amino acids. The record is from RefSeq and is a predicted model, not a curated record. NCBI's taxonomy places the organism in Eukaryota, Metazoa, Chordata, Actinopteri, Clupeiformes, Clupeidae. The transcript has 4 exons.
UUGUCUUGCUAUAAGUGUAUGCCUGAUGGAACAGGGCCAUGCAAAGACACAAAAAUGGACUGUCCUCCUACUACUCAGUGUGGUAAUGUGAGGGUGGCCACCUUUGCCGGUGGACAGGCGGUCUCAGAUAUGACCAUGAAGAGUUGUGUUGUGCCUCAACAAUGUAUGGUUGGUUCCUUUAAUGUGGGGAUGAUGAAAACAGUAAUCAACAGCAAAUGCUGCACAGAGGACAACUGCAAUAUCGGGACAGUUGAAGCAUCCACUGGUGGUCCCAAUGGAAAGGAAUGUCACACAUGCAUUGGGAGUGACUGUUCAAGCAAACUGAAAUGUGAGGGAGUGGAAGACCGCUGUCUAAUAGCAAAACUGGAUGGAGGUGGUGAGAAAAUGACAGUGAAGGGCUGUGCCUCUAAGAGCAUCUGCACUGGGCAGAUGAAGGAUCAGCUGGGCCAGGCCCUGGGGGAUAUGACAUGCUGUGAGGGAAACCUGUGCAACGGUGACAAGAGCAAGACCAGGAGUGGUACAAGUUCAGGAGAAGUUAACAGGAAUAGCAUAACAAUCAUGGUGUUGUCCAUAGCCUGCUUCCUCUUCUUACAUUAAGGUUGUUUGGUGAAUGUGUGUCUUCUCCUACAGCUCUCAGGGGUUUCUGCAUGUACACAAAUGCAAUUCAUCUUCAUAACAAUGUAAGACUACAGGGAAAAUAACACAAAACAUUAAA